This is a messenger RNA of Laccaria bicolor S238N-H82, 1152 nucleotides long. RefSeq lists its product as uncharacterized. Lineage: Eukaryota; Fungi; Basidiomycota; Agaricomycetes; Agaricales; Hydnangiaceae. The record is from RefSeq and is a predicted model, not a curated record. Gene Ontology annotation, biological process: monoacylglycerol catabolic process; phosphatidylserine catabolic process. Gene Ontology annotation, cellular component: endoplasmic reticulum membrane. The coding region runs from base 1 to 1152 and encodes 383 amino acids. Gene Ontology annotation, molecular function: phosphatidylcholine lysophospholipase A1 activity; monoacylglycerol lipase activity. The transcript is spliced from 6 exons.
AUGGCGCAGACUUUCCUCGUCCGUGUUCAUUUCUACCUCGUCGUCUUUGGCGGCCUGUAUCUUCUUCUUGUCCUCCUCUUGGCCGUUCCUUUCUUGCAAAGCCAUGUCAUAUACCUGAAUUCGAUAAGACUUCCCCUGUUUGCCAACUUCAAUACCCCAGAGAAAUAUGGCUUAGCCCCCAACAAAACCCUCAACCUAAAGAUUCGAACGUCGGAUAACGAGACAAUUGGAGCAUGGUUCAUUCUUUCUGAUUCCUACUACCGUUCUCUCCCCGCCGUUCCAUUUGAUGUUGCUGUUCAUGUCACCAAAGCACUGAAGAAACGGCCCACCAUUCUCUUCUUUCACGGGAACGCCGCGACUCGCGCUUUUCAUGCACGUAUCCUCCAUUACCAAGCGUUGUCCUCGCGGUUGGCUGCAAACGUCCUCGCUAUCGACUAUCGCGGGUUUGCAGACAGCACGGGAAGUCCAUCUGAAGAGGGACUCACUCGCGACGCCAGGGCUGCCUGGGACUGGCUGGUUCACAACGGAGCAGAGCCAGAGGAUAUUUUAAUUGUUGGACAUAGCCUUGGAACAGGAGUCUCCAUGCAGUUGGGCGUUGAAUUAUCUUUGCAUAAGAUUCAAUGUCGGGGAAUCGUGCUCUUAUCUCCUUUCUCGAGUAUCCGAGAGGUGUUGAACACUUACCAUAUGUUUGGAUUUAUACCUCUGAUUAAACCACUUGCCAUUAUUCCCGGUGCUAUCCGUUUCGUCGAAGGCGCACUGAUACACAAGUUUGAUUCACUUCAAGCGGUUCCGAACAUCACAUCUUCUGUCCUUAUCGGCCACGCAGAAAACGAUUGGGAUAUCCCCGACUCACACUCGGAUGUUUUAUUUGAAGCCUUCCUCGACAUACAUCUGCCGCCUGUCUCCCCUCCAGAUCAUGCAACGGUUAUGACGACAGACCAGUGGAAUACUUUUACAACUCAGCAGGCGGCUCGACAGAACAAGCGAAAUGAGCUUGUGACCACCACAGUCAUGGCGAACUUUGGACGUGUGGAUGCAUUCGAGGCGGAUGGAAGAAAAAUUGUGCUCGUAAAGACGCUUUUUGGGGGACAUGACUACCUAGGAGUGCAAGAAGGCAUCCAGGAUGUCAUUGGGAGAACUUUUGGACUGUAA